Messenger RNA from Iphiclides podalirius (scarce swallowtail), 2082 nucleotides. The record is from the annotation of a GenBank genome assembly. NCBI's taxonomy places the organism in Eukaryota, Metazoa, Arthropoda, Insecta, Lepidoptera, Papilionidae.
AUGCAUGACUGGAUUCUGGCCCAAAUCAACGUUAUAGACGAUUGCGAAGAAAAUUUUCAACAUAAUAACGAAGCUGGAAAUUUAAGAAAUGCUAUUAAUACUCUAAACCAAGUUACUUUGAAUCUGAGCAAAGGACUUUGCGCGCAUCAAGAAAAGGCCCGUGAACUGGUGGCCAAUGCUCGAAGAUUUCAUCGAAUCUUGGACAAAGACUUGGAAGAGGUUCUCAGGGACAGCGCUUUAUUUCCGAAGUCGUGUAUUUGCAGCGAGGAUCGCUGCGUUUCAAAAACCUGCGUCAAAUCCUGCGAAAAUGCCUGCUUACUCAAGUAUCGUUUAGGACGAUGGAGUUGUCCGGGCUUUAACGACUCAACGAGCGUUCAUUUAAACGCAAUCUGUGAUGGCAAAUUUGAUUGUUUCGACGAGUCUGAUGAGCGUGAUUGUAGUGAAGGCAAAGGAAGAGGCAAGUUUGAAGCGAACGAAGCUUUUCUAAAAGUAACAAAAGUCUUGGAAAUGAAAAUGGCUUCGAAGGAGAACGAGCCCGUGAGGAAUGAGCUCCUGCGCCUAUACAAAUCGAUUAUUUUUCUGCAGCAUCUGAUAAGUGCUUCUAACCCUAACACGAAGUACAUAAAAAUAGUGAGAGACAGGAGUUUUACACUACUUAGUCUGAUUUAUGGAAAUUAUAUGAGGCACACGUAUAAUAGUAACGACGCCGAGCAAAUGUACAGGUUUUUAUAUGCGGUCAAUAAAAUCCUAGUGGAGGCUCUGAAACGUUCGUACACUGGCAACACAAAGCUAAUAUCAUCGAACGAUUGCAUAUGCAGAAAGGAUAAGUGUAUAAAACUGAAAUGUUCUCCAAAUUGCGUGCGAGCAUGCUCGGUGGAGAGUAAACUGACAAGAUAUUACUGCAAAGAGAGUCCAGAUAAUAGUUCUGUGGCCAUCGGAGCAUUGUGUAAUGGGAAGAAGAAUUGCCCAAACGGCGAUGACGAGAUAAACUGCAGCGCGGAAAUUUGUCGCCGUCACCAUUUGUAUUCCCUACGUCUCAGCAUACAAGAUGUUGGAAAGUACCGCGAUGGAACAGGUUUAGGUGAGAUACUCAAGUUUUGGAGGACAAAGGCAUCCUCAAUUCUUCUUCUGGCCGAGGCUAAUAUCGGGAGGCCAACUCCGCAAUACUUGCGACAGAUAGUCAAAGACCUGUUGCAGGAUCUAGUAUUCGCCUACGCCUCUUUCGAGACGAAUAAGAAGAACAUUGCCGAUACAGCCUUCCGGGAGUUUUUCGACCUCUCCCAAAGAGUGAUCUACGCUUUGAAAACAUGCGGAAAGUACGUCUGCAUAAUAUUCCUCAGUUUCCCCGUGAGCUUCGCGUCGGCUAUGUUCCGCUGGCUCGAGGAGGACACCUUCGACUGCGUGGUUGGCAUCGCGAUCGACAAUUCGCCCGCGGGCAUUGCCACAUUCGUGCACGACAGGCUGCUGGUCACCGCCGCCAACCCGCUCUACAACGUGGCGAAGCACCGCAUCAAGAUAUUCGCCAUAAACGGGAACCCGCACAGCUCGAGGACGGUGGUGGUCGACUACAUCACCACGCACCGAGACAGGAAUAACAAGUGGGUCCGGAUCGGAUCGAAUAGCAGGCACACCACGAUCUACGACCUGACCCUCAUCUCGGUGGCCGACAACGAGACCGUCUUCCCGAAGCACCAGACGCUGCCGCGGCGGCCGUACUACCUCCCGCUGGCCGAAAGGGAGUCUAAAGCCACCGCCAACGGCUGGACCCUCGCCGGCUUCGGGUUCGCCAACAAAAGGCACGUGAGGAACAGUAACAUAUUAAGGGCGGUCGUCUAUCGCGACCAAGUCAUGGUUGACUGUAGGGAUUACUUGCCGCCGGCUUGGGGCGACUUUAUCUGCAUCCUCAACGUGGAGAACUUCGCCGCUGUGCAGUCGGGGAUGCCCCUGCUUCACCAGGGCGUGGUGUACGGUGUCGGAUCGUUCUCCUACGUAAAGGAUAAGGAAAGCAUACUAGUGUUUACCGACGUAAGACCUUACAGGGGCAAACUGGCGUAUUUGUACACAAUAGAGUGGUGGCGGGGU